This is a messenger RNA of Stylophora pistillata, 584 nucleotides long. RefSeq lists its product as uncharacterized. The record is from RefSeq and is a predicted model, not a curated record. NCBI's taxonomy places the organism in Eukaryota, Metazoa, Cnidaria, Anthozoa, Scleractinia, Pocilloporidae.
UGCUGUGGACAUAUCGCUGUAUCCAGCUUUUGGCCUCUUUCACCCCCUUCGUGAUGGCUGGUGGUCAAUGCCGGACAGAAAUUAGUAUUCUUGGUAUGGCUCUCGAUGGUUUGGUCUUCAAAAGGAUGUCAGUAACAUCCCCACAUCAGUGUGAAGUCCAUUGCGAAAGAGAAAUCACUUGCCAAAGCUAUAACUACGUCAUAGGGGAGAAAAAUUGCGAAUUGAAUAACCGUACCAAGGAGGCGAGGCCACAAAAUUUCCGCUCUGACACUGCACGGUUUUAUAAGCGACGUUCUGUGGACAGAGUUCCUUUGGGUUCUAUUCCUGAAUUACCAGCGGUAUCUUGCCAAGAAAUACAGGCGAGUGAAGGCAAAUACAACAUUAGCAACAAGUACUGGUUGGAUACCAGGAGCACGGGACAGGCUGAAAUGGUUGAUUGCAGUGACUCAGUAAAGGUUUGUGACACUAAUCCUUGUAAGAACGGCGGAACGUGUGUAGCGGCACCCAGUGCAAAAAUCUAUAAAUGCAAAUGUACGGAUACAUUCACAGGCAUUAAUUGUUCAGAACCAAAACCCGUGGUGUAG